Molecule: messenger RNA, 1008 nt
Organism: Chrysoperla carnea
Lineage: Eukaryota; Metazoa; Arthropoda; Insecta; Neuroptera; Chrysopidae
Product: histidine-rich glycoprotein-like
Exons: 2
Coding region: 52-924 (290 amino acids)
Source: RefSeq, a predicted model, not a curated record
UCAAAGAGUUAGUUCAACUUUGUGUGAUUUACACUUCACACAUAGAAAAAAAUGAAUCGUGAGCCGAACAUUAUUGUAUCAAUGUUAUUAAAAUUUGGUGUAUUAGGACUCUUAGGAAUAUGUUUAUUCAUCACCGGCAUCGAGGCACGUGAAAUAGGGAAUAGUAGAGAACGACGUGAAUUAAGUCCGGAAUUAGUUGAGAUUGUAUUCCGUGGCAAUAAUAAUAACCAAGAUGGAUUAAUUGGUGAUUUAGAUUCGGCCGGUAGUGAAUUAGUUGGUGAUUUAGUUGGAGCUGCAAGUGGUCAUCAUUGGAAGAAAGGUGGCGGCAAAGAACAUCAUUCCGAUCAUCAUUCCAAGCAUGGUGAAAAGGCUGAUAAAGGAUACAAAGGUGACCAUCAUCAUUAUAAAGGCCAUAAAGGACAUCAUGAUAAAGAAGGACACAAAGGACAUUACAGUGAUCACGGUGGCCAUAAAAAGAAACAUCAUCACGACGAUGGUUAUUAUUCAGAACAUCAUAAAGGUGAGAAAGGUGAAAAAGGACACAAAUACGCAGAAAAAGGUAGCUACAAGAAGGGACAUAGCACAAAAGGUGGACAUGAUGUACACAAAUUGGAUGAAUUUAAAAAAGAAAAACAUUUCUAUGAUGAAGAUCACGAUGAAGGACAUCAUUCCAAACAUGGUGGUUAUCAUCAUGAAAGUGGUGGCCAUAAAGGUGGCUCCCAUAAAGGUGGACAUCAUAAAUCUGCCUAUCAUGAAGAUCAUAAAGGUGCCAAAGGUAAGAAAUCACAUGGUGGACAUUACCAUGAUGAGAAAGGAUACAAACAUGCUGGUGGGCAUGAUGAACAUUACGGACAUAAAUCAGAUUAUGGAAAGAAAGGUGAACAUGAAGAUCAUAAGAAAUGGGGAUUCAAGAAAGGACAUUAAUAAUUCUUGUUAUAGCAUUUUAUUUGUUGCAUUAAAUAUGGUUACUUAUUAUGUUUAUUAUUUGCAUUUUUGUAAGUUUUUUAU